Molecule: messenger RNA, 2346 nt
Organism: Triticum aestivum (bread wheat)
Lineage: Eukaryota; Viridiplantae; Streptophyta; Magnoliopsida; Poales; Poaceae
Product: geraniol 8-hydroxylase
Exons: 3
Coding region: 771-2093 (440 amino acids)
Molecular function (GO): heme binding; iron ion binding; monooxygenase activity
Source: RefSeq, a predicted model, not a curated record
UAGCCGGUUUUGCUUCCGUUACUCCCGUCCAGAUUCGAUCGCACGCAGUCGAAAGGGCAGCAGGGGUCGACGGCUGCUGAGUGCCUGGUCGACGGCGGCAGAGCCACAGAGGCAUCAAGUAGGUAGGGCGACGCCGUGUACGCGACUACGCGGCCGCCGACCGGCCACGCCCCAGCGCACAUCAUCCCUUCCCUUGGCAUGAUAAGUUCUUCUCAGGCCCUGGUUCUUGUAGACAAAGCGUUCAAACCCUACUUUAUUUUGCUAGUGUAGGCAGUAGGCAGUAGGCUACUUUGUUGUUAAACGAAAAAUUCAAAAUCUUACAUCUGGUUGAAUUCCUUUUUUAUUUCUUAUAGCUAUAAUUCCCAGAGUUUGAGUUGAUUCAGAUUACGUUUAUCUUAUUAAACAGAAAGAAUCAUGCAUCCGGGAAGGAGGCAUGAUUCUGGUGCUUCAAAACAAGGAAGAAACAAAAACUAGAAGAAGAUGCUCGAACACAAAAUGGCGCUCUCGAUAAAGACUGAAUGGAUUGGCAACAAUAGCACUUGAAAUUGAUGUCUUGGAGAAGAUUAAUUAUGAAGAUUUGAUCGAAGAUUUCAUAUCAAGAAAUACUAGAAGAAUGCCGCUUUUCGGUAGAAAAUGAGCUGCUUACCGACGUCCGGCGCCGCCUUCCACCUGGGCCGACGCCGCUUCCGGUCAUCGGCAAUCUCCUCGACGUCGUAGGCAAGCUCCCGCACCGCUCCCUCGCGCAGCUCGCCGAACGGUACGGCCCGCUGAUGACCCUCCGGCUGGGCACGGUGGUCGUCAUCGUCGCCUCCUCCGCCGCCACGGCCCGGGAAGUCCUCCAGACGCACAACACCGUGCUGACCGGCCGCAACCCGCCGGACGCGUGGAACGGCAUGGGCCACGCCGCCAACUCCGUGUUCGUCCUGCCGCCGCGCCGCAGGUGGCGCGCUCUGCGCAGGAUCGGCGCCGAGCACCUGCUGUCGCCCCGGCGGCUGGACGGGGACGCGCUGCGGCCGCUGCUGCGGGACGCCGUCCUCGGCAUGCUCGGUCGCGUGUCGGAGCUGGCCGCGUCCGGCGCGCCCGUGGAGGUCGGCCACGCGGCCUUCGCGUCCAUGAUGGACCUCCAGUGGCGCGCCAUGUUCUCCGCCGGCCUCGACGAGGCCACGUCCGGCGAGCUGCACGGUUUCGCGCGGGAGGCCGUGGCGCACUCCCUCAGGCCCAACGUCUCGGACUUCUUCCCGGCGCUCGCGGCCGCCGACCUCCAGCGCGUGCGGCGCGGCUUCGCCACACACGUGGCAAGGGUUUACCAGCUCAUCGACCAACAGAUCGAGAAGCGGAGGAACGCCCGGCAAGUCGGCGACGGCGAUGCGCGCACGGACGACCUGCUGGACGUGAUGCUGGACAUGUCGGAGGAGCAAGGAGGCAAGGACGUAGACGACGGCUUGGUUAACCAGGAUUUCAUGAGGGCCUUCUUCACGGACAUAUUUCUUGCGGCGAAUGACACUGUCUCGGGUACAAUUGAGUGGGCAAUGGCAGAGCUACUACAGGACCCACAGUCCAUGACAAAACUACAACAAGAGCUCAAAAGUGUCGUUGGAUCAAAGACGCACGUCGAAUACUCUGACAUCGACCAGCUCCCCUACCUCCAAGCAGUCGUCAAGGAGACGCUUCGUCUACACGCGGUGGUGCCGCUGGUGCCCAACAAGGCCGAGGCCACGGUGAAGAUACAGGGCCACACCGUCCCCAAGGGGAGCACCGUGCUGGUAAACGUGUGGGCGGUCCACCACGACGCCGAGGCGUGGCCGGAGCCGAACAAGUUCAUCCCGGAGAGGUUCCUGCAGCACGAGCAGGAGGUGAGUUUCCAGGGCGCGGCGGACUUCAGGUUCGUCCCGUUCAGCGCCGGGAGGCGCACCUGCCUCGGCCUGCCGAUGGCGACCAGGAUGAUCCACGCCAUGCUCGGCUCGCUGUUGCACUGCUUUGAGUGGACGCUGCCACGCGAGGUGGAGGAAAGUGGUGUGGAUAUGUCGGAGAGGGUUGGGAUCACGAUGGCCAUGGCUACUCCCCUCCAGGCUAUAGCCUGCAGGAGAAUCUGAGGGCUACUUGGCUUUGGGUGUAAUUUGUUGUUUCUUCCGUGGAAUAUAUGUAUGCAUGUCUGGUGUGCAUAUAAACGAAUAAAUGUAGUGGGAAAUAGAUAGUAUAUAAUGUUAUCUACCUCGAUGGAAAUUAGAUGCUUUCUUAAAUUUCGGGGGUGUAAAAAAAAUUUACUGUUCGUGUAUUGUUCUGCCCGAGUUGUCUUUUUUUCUGAGAGCUACUCAUAUGUCCAAAUGAUCUGAAAUUUGAAGCGCA